AUUUCGCGAUCUGGGUUAACUCCGGCGCUAAGCCGUUAGAGAGUUAGCUCCUGAUCCGGUACCCACUUUAAAUCAGCCUCAAUACGAGGAGCAACGUACACGGUAACCUCUCAUGAAAAGUACAGCGAUUGAUAGGUAGGGAUUCACUAUCUUCUUGAGUUGGUCUCUCGGGUAGACCGAUCUCCUCAAUAUGGUUGGAGUACCCCGGAGCACCGGCUGCCCGCUCUGCGUCAAACGGAGGGUUAAAUGCGAUGAAACCCGGCCGGGAUGCCGCAACUGUGCCAAGUACGGCGCCGAGUGUUUAGGUUAUGACAAGGCAUUCAAAUUCGUGGCCGGCAAACACCAGGUCCGUCACCGCCGCCAACCAGCCAAUUCAUGCACAUCUUCGGACGGUGGAUUACUGCAGGCCCCAAGUUCGGGCGACACUACCCCCGAGCUUAGUUCCCCACCAACCUCAACUUCGAUUGCCCAACGAGAAACUAUAACACCCUUGACAAUCUCGCCGUGUGAGAGCCGCAGCCAGUUCGUCUAUGCCCUGCUCCAGAACAUCGAUCCCAACAGUGAUAUGGGUUCGUUUGCCCCAUGGUUUAUAGGUGCCUCUGAACGCCUGGGCAACAAUUUGACCCUAGACAGUGCCAUGUCGGCAUUCGUCAUACACCUGCUCGGAAAAGCCAAUCAGGAUGACGUCUUGGUUCGACGGAGCCGUUCCAUUUAUGGCCAGUCUCUUGGUUCGCUGCAGAAGUCACUAAACCAUCCGGUUGGAUGGAAGUCCCCCGAGACCCUUUGCGCCACCAUGAUGAUGUGCUAUUUCGAAUUGUUCGCUGGAACCACAGACCCCGAUUCCUGGAUGAAACACGCCGCUGGGGUCUCUUGGCUUAUCCAGCAACGCGGGCCCGCGGCUUAUAGCAGCCCCUGGGACCAUAGUAUGCUACUAUCAUUUCGCGCCCUCAUUAUAAUGAAUGCCAUGUUUUCUGGCCAAGACUGCUUUCUUGCGGGGAGAAAAUGGCAACAAAUAUUGGUUACUACUCGGCCAGAUGAUCCAGGGGACACCCUCCAAAGCAAGACCGACACAAUCUAUGACAUAUACCUUGCCCAUAUGGCGAAGGUACCAAGCAUCCUGCGCCAUGCAGUUCCACUUAGGGAAGCAAGGAAGCACAACAUGCCCGUCGACGCUGCCCAUGUCGCUUUACUCUCGCAGCAUGCCGAAAAGUUGCGACUCGACUUUGCAUCCUGGUUUGAAAGCUUUGAAGCGCUUAACUUUAGGCCAACCGAAGCUCCUUCUCGAGACCCUGGGUCUAUCUUCGAAACUGUGCUCUCCUACAGCAACGUCUGGGCCGGUGCCACGUACAUGGGCUACUGGGCGUCAAUGCUCAUCUUGCAAGAAACCCUAAAUCAGUGCCAAUAUCCAGUUGACUAUACUAUGUCUAACAUGGAGUUUGCGCGAAACAUCUUCCGAUCUGUGGAAUCCGUUUCCGUUGACAUUCUGGGCCCGUAUCGCGUAGGAUACCCGAUCCGGAUCGCAUAUGAAUUUGCCGAUGUCCGGACCCAGAUCUGGGUCACCUCACUGCUGGCAAAGUUCGAAAAACACUACGCCGCUACAAGCUCUACCACAUAUCCCAAACCUGGGCCGAACGAGUACCAAUUCGAAUGAACGGCGAUGAAUGCCCAAGCUGCGCCAUGUUUAACCAAGGCAAGUCAAAAACAUUAUUAAAGCUAUCAAGAAGAGCAUCCGCGCCAUAUUCCCUCCCGUAGCCUUGGUGGUGUUCGGGGCUCGUGCCAUUGGAGCAGAAUGGGUCUGGCGAGUCGUAGUACGACUGUAUUCUGCUCUGAAGGCUGGACAUUUGAAACCGGUGGGCGGGCCG
Molecule: messenger RNA, 1862 nt
Organism: Phialemonium atrogriseum
Lineage: Eukaryota; Fungi; Ascomycota; Sordariomycetes; Cephalothecales; Cephalothecaceae
Exons: 4
Coding region: 191-1651 (486 amino acids)
Biological process (GO): regulation of DNA-templated transcription
Molecular function (GO): DNA-binding transcription factor activity, RNA polymerase II-specific; zinc ion binding
Source: RefSeq, a predicted model, not a curated record